This is a messenger RNA of Dipodomys ordii (Ord's kangaroo rat), 1878 nucleotides long. It is a transcript of the gene Unkl, whose product is annotated as unkempt family zinc finger-like. The transcript has 13 exons. NCBI's taxonomy places the organism in Eukaryota, Metazoa, Chordata, Mammalia, Rodentia, Heteromyidae. The coding region runs from base 266 to 1840 and encodes 524 amino acids. Gene Ontology annotation, molecular function: metal ion binding. The record is from RefSeq and is a predicted model, not a curated record.
CUACCUGCACCGGACCACUGGGGACACGGAGCGCAAGUACCACCUGCGCUACUACAAGACGGGCACGUGCAUCCAUGAGACCGACGCCCGCGGCCACUGCGUGAAGAAUGGGCUGCACUGCGCCUUCGCGCAUGGCCCCCUGGACCUGCGGCCGCCCGUGUGGGACAUCCGGGAGCUACAGGCUCAGGAGGCCUUGCAGAAUGGCCAGCUUGGUGGCGGGGAUGGUGUGCCCGACCUGCAGCCUGGCGUGCUGGCCAGCCAGGCCAUGAUCGAGAAGACCCUGGGCGAGGACCCCCGUUGGCAAGAUGCCAGCUUCGUUCUGGGCAGCUACAAGACCGAGCAGUGCCCGAAGCCGCCGCGCCUGUGCCGCCAGGGCUACGCCUGCCCACACUACCACAACAGCCGGGACCGCCGGCGGAAGCCCGGGAGGUUCCAGUACAGGUCCACACCGUGCCCCAGCGUGAAGCUUGGCGAUGAGUGGGGGGAGCCCUCCCGCUGCGAUGGGGGGGACGGCUGCCAGUACUGCCACUCCCGCACCGAGCAGCAGUUCCACCCCGAGAUCUACAAGUCGACCAAGUGCAACGACAUGCGUCAGACCGGCUUCUGCCCGCGGGGCCCCUUCUGUGCGUUCGCACACGCAGAGAAGAGCCUCGUCCUAGGGAGUGAGUGGGGUUGUCGUGACCUGCCCAGCGGCGGCGCCCCGGCCCCCAGCAGUCAGCCCGGACAUGCCAAGUGGAGAGAGGCGCCCUCGGAAGGCAGUCAGAAGUGCAGCCAGCUGGACGGCAAGCAGAACCACCUGGCUGUGUUCGCAGUGGUUCAGCCCCGCGCCGCCAGCGCGGGCUCGAGCCCCGGCUCGGGCAGCUCCUCCCCCACCGCCGCGCCGGACGCCGCCGCCGCGGGCAGCACCGUGGAAGCCGUGCUAGGUUCUGCCUUAGAUCUUCGUCUUAGCGACAUAAAUAUUGCAUCCCUAGAGAAAGACCUGGAGGAGCCAGAGCGCCAGGACCCAGGACUGCCAGGCGCCAGGUUGCUGGGGGGCUCGGCACCUGUCACCAUCCCCGGCCCCCUGCCCCGCUCGCCGUCCCUGCAGUCCUCCUCCUCGCUGUCCACCUCUCCACUCGGAUCCCAGUCCCUGUCCGGGCCUCUGGUCUCCUCAGCCAUGACGCCCCCCCAGCAGCCACCGCUGCCCCUGCGGUCAGAGCCGGGCCCCCUGGGCUCCGCAGCCUCUUCCUACAGCUCCUUAGGCUUGAAUGGCGUCCCUGGGAGCAUCUGGGACUUCGUGUCUGGCAGCUUUUCCCCCAGCCCAUCCCCCGUCCUGAACCCAGGGACCAUGGCCCCGGCAAAUGCCAGUCCCAGCAGCGCCGAGCUGGCCCGGGUCAGGCGGCAGCUGGAUGAGGCCAGAAGGAAGAUCCGACGGUGGGAGGAGUCUUGGCGGCAGGUGAAGCAGGCCUGCGACGCGUGGCAGCGAGAGGCCCAGGAGGCCAAGGAGCGCGCCCGGGUGGCAGACAGCGACCGCCAGCUGGCCCUGCGGAGGAAGGAGGAGGUGGAGGCCCAGGUGAAGCGUCUGCAGGAGGAGCUCGAGGGCCUCGGCCUGGUGUCGCCGCUGCCCAGCGACAUGGGCAGCGUCCCUCUGCCCCAGCUGCAUUCCCUGCAGAGCCAGCUGCGCCUGGAGCUGGAAGCCGUCGACGGGGUGAUCUACCAGCUCCGUGCCAAGCAGUGUGUGGCCUGCCAGGAGCGGGCCCCUGGCACCGCUGUGCAGCCCUGUCAGCACCAGGUCCUGUGUGACACAUGCGCAGCCACGGCACCCGAGUGCCCUUACUGUGAGGGCCAGAGCCCGUGGUGACCGGAGCGGGAGCCGACGCUGCCGAGCGCCGUGCGGGG